Molecule: messenger RNA, 546 nt
Organism: Physella acuta
Lineage: Eukaryota; Metazoa; Mollusca; Gastropoda; Physidae
Source: RefSeq, a predicted model, not a curated record
AUGGAAGCUGACAACCACACAGCCCCCAAACCCCCAGCUGACAACCACACAGCCCCCAAACCCCCAGCUGACAACCCCACAGCCCCCAAACCCCCAGCUGGCAAAAUACACAGCCACAAGCUUCAGCUGACAGCGAUACAGCCCCCAAGCCCAAAGCCUGUCAUACAGCCCACAAGCCCCAGCGUCAUGUUAAAAUACACAGCCCACAAGCCUCAGCUGACAACCAUACAGCCCACAAGCCCCAGCGUCAUGUUAAAAUACACAGCCCACAAGCCUCAGCUGACAACCAUACAGCCCACAAGCCCCAGCGUCAUGUUAAAAUACACAGCCCACAAGCCUCAGCUGACAACCAUACAGCCCACAAGCCCCAGCGUCAUGUUAAAAUACACAGCCCCCAAGCCCCCAACUGACAACCAUACAGCCCACAAGCCCCCAGCUGACAACCAUACAGCCAACAAGACCCCAGCUGACAACCAUACAGCCCACAAGCCCCAAAAAACACCUGAUAUUCACUACACGCUAUUGAUUCUUUUCCUCCAUAUUUAA